GCAAUCAGGCAAAUAGAAGCUUGCAGUUGUGCAGUGCACUUCUUUUCAGAAGGUAGAGAGCAAUGCUCAGGGUACUGACAGAAGAGGAAACAGACCCACAAGGAUAUAUUCUUAUAGCACUGGCAGAGGGCUAAAGCACCAGCGGGUCUUCUGAAGCUUAUUUCCAGUCACUUGGGUGUGAUUGCUCCUGAAUGCACAUUCAAGCUUCUCUACUGCAGGCAGUGAAGAGCCACAGAUGCACUCAACUGCACGCUUACUUUGCAACUCUGCAUCUGUCUCCACGCACAAGCCAAAGCCGUACCCACGGGAAAAGGAUACACAUGUUUUAUUGACCGAACUACAGGUGUUUCAAGCGAGUUGCUGGUUGACUGGAAUUUUUUUCCACUUCUCUCCCUCUCUUUUGGAGUGAGCUGCUGCCUCUUUGGAACCAGUAUGUCAUAUGUUGGAGUGCUAUGUGCGAUAUUCUUCCUGCUGGGAUCUGGGGAGGCUCAGGUUGCUGCUCAAACUCCGGAGCAGAGUCAGGGUCAGGGGCAGGACAGCUCCGACAACCCUUGGAGACAGGUGAUACAGUGGGAGAACAAUGGGCAGGUGUACAGCCUGCUGAACAGUGGAGGUGAAUAUGUCCCUGCGGGGACGGGGGUUCAAGACAGAGGCCCCAGUGUGGUUUUAGCAGAAUCCCGUCCACGCUCUUCACGCAGACCUCAGGGAGGCUUUGUUCGCAGGCAGGCUCCGUCCAGCGGAUCCUCUGAAACCGUCCGCGGGCAGACCAGGCAUCCGUUUGGCUUUGGACAUGUACCUGACAACUGGAGGCAAACCACAGGUCGCUCAAGUGGCAGUCGGUUUCAGGGAUCCUCAAGCAGUCGCCUCCGUCCAUCUACAGGCUCCUCAUCAUCAUCGUCGUCCUUCUCCUCAUCUUCAUACAACGUACCAUCAUAUCCACAGCUUCCACUUCCACAACAGCCUCCUUUUCAAACUUUUGACCCUAAUUAUCCAGAUGUACCAGUUCGAAGUUUUGAGCCCCCCUUUCAGCCCAUCGGUGGUGCGUAUGGUGGUGGAGGCUAUGGGACAGGCUACAAUGGAGGUGGAUAUGGAGGAAGCUUCGGCCCUGUUCUCCCAGGAUCUCCAGCCGACGUUCCUGACAGCAGCUACUAUUACUUCCAGUCUUAUGGGUAUGGACCCAAUCCUGUGGCCCCUGCCCAGCCCCCGUUCAGAGAUGGUCUGGACCACCGAUACACUCACAGCAUCUACAAUGAGGAAUCAGUUCCUGCUGUCCCUGUCCCUGAUGCGAGCCAGGGCCUUGUAAUGGACAGACCAGGACCUGCCAGUCAGCCACAAGUCCGAAGCCCUCAGUAUGAGCAGUUCCCCCCAUUUGGAAGACCCCAGCCUCCCUUUAUGCAGUCAGGUUCUCAGAGCAGGAAUUCUGCAAACUCUGCCCCUGAGAGCUCCAACACAAACGCUGGGAGUGUGUACCGGAGGGGACAAAGAGGUUUGCCUGACCUGGUUCCUGAUCCCAACUAUGUUCAAGCGUCCACAUACAUCCAGACAUCCUUCAUGUAUGCUCUGCGUUGUGCUGCUGAAGAAAAAUGCUUGUCAAGCUCUGCAUACGGCCCUGACAUCACCGACCUAAGCGUGAGGGUCCUGCUGAGGUUUCCACAGAGGGUGAAGAACAAGGGCACAGCAGACUUCAUGCCUAACAGACCACGUCAUACCUGGGAAUGGCACAGCUGUCAUCAGCAUUUCCACAGCAUGGAUGAGUUCAGCCAUUAUGAUUUACUGGAGGUCAACACUGGCCGUAAAGUGGCAGAGGGGCACAAGGCCAGCUUCUGUCUGGAGGACACCACCUGUGACUUUGGCCACUUGAAGCGUUACGCCUGCACCUCUCACACUCAGGGUCUGAGUCCAGGCUGCUACGAUACAUACAAUGCUGAUAUCGACUGCCAGUGGAUCGAUAUCACUGAUGUCAAGCCUGGAAACUACAUACUUAAGCUUACUGUUAAUCCCAAGUACUUGGUGCGGGAAUCUGACUACACAAACAAUGUGGUUCGGUGUAACAUCCACUACACAGGACGCUUUGUGACAACUAACAACUGCAAGUUAGCACAGUCUUGAUCUGGCACUGGAAGACUGCCACAUCAGAGUGACCCUGAUUGCUAUUCCAUUGAAAUGUGAAUGGAAUUCAUGUGUUUUUUGUUUGCCACAUCAAGCUGUUUUCCCCACUUUUCCCUUUUAGGUUUCUUUUAAGGAUACUGAGCCCACUUGCAGAUUGAGUUCCACUGAGAAUGUAGAGGCUUAGAGUAAACAAGCACACUCUAAAAUGGUUGCCUAAUGUAUUUCUGGAUGUCAUUAUUCCAGAAAUGAACUGAUGAGUCACAGCCUUGCACAGAAGUAGUCUUCUGUUUUUUUAUUUGAAGAGUUUAAUUUGAUUGCAUGCUAGUUUACCCCACUGGCUUCUCAAGGAGGUGUUAACCUCUCACACAAGAGUGUGAGUUCAGCUGCAGUGUAGUAAAAAUUUAAGUAAAAGAGUCUCACAAGUACAACAACUUUAUGAGGGUUUUGUAUUUGUUGUUUUUUUCUUACUUCCCCUCUUUAGCUGGUCAGGCUGGAAAAUUGUGACUCCGCAGGCACAUCCAUUUUAAUGAUUUGUUAGCUACAAGAGGAAGACAGCAGGACAAAUUUAGUCGUGUUUAACCCCUAAAUUUCCUUAUUUAAGUAUAACAGAAACAAGAAGCUCAGCUGGCAGGAAAAGGUGCUUUUAAAAACUAAGUGUGUUGUUGUCUCUUGCUCAGCUGCCAACACUGGUCAGAUGGCACAUAGGUCAUCUAUACCUUUAAAGAAUGUUUAUUCAAAUAUUCCACUGAUGCAUGACAUUAGCGAUUGGUAUUAACUUGAUGUAACUGACUGUAAGUUCUUCAACCGUUUUCAUGUUACUGUAAUUUUUUUUUUCCGCUUCUUAUUCUGAAUUAUUCAAGUAGUAUGUUAAAAAAAUGCAGAUAAUAAUAAUAAUAAUAAUGCAAUGAUGUGUAUUAAUGCAGAGAGACAAAAAGCAAUGUCGACCUACCUCUCCUGUUGGGUAAGCUGUGGUUUCCUGGAAAUAUCCCAACAAUUAUUCACUGCCAUUAAUCUGGUAUUUUUGAGCGUUCUGUCUGGGUCGUUUAGGCAACACUUGUGUUUUGAGUCAGUACUGAGUCCAAAUAGAAAAUGAGAUUACUUGAACUUACACGCUUUUUUGCAGAAAUAGCGGAAAUUAAAUGACCAGGCAGAAACUCCCAACUGAUUUUUAUGCUGCACCCAAUAAUGUGCCAUGCUUCCCCCUGAAAUUCAAGCUGACCUUCUCUCUCAAGAAAGACUCUUAUCUUGGUUUACUGAUACUUGAGUCUUUUUUUCUUUUUAAAAUAUAAUUUUUUGGUGAAGGACUUGUUGUGCAGCAGCAGCACAACAUGUCAGCAAUACAACAAAUAUGAGAACUUUGGAAGUGAACUGAAACAAAAAAAGUGUUAUAGUAUUGUUUCCAUAAACUGCAUAAACAAAAAUAAAAGCAAAGCAAAACCUGUU
Molecule: messenger RNA, 3552 nt
Organism: Oryzias melastigma (Indian medaka)
Lineage: Eukaryota; Metazoa; Chordata; Actinopteri; Beloniformes; Adrianichthyidae
Gene: loxl1
Product: lysyl oxidase-like 1
Exons: 7
Coding region: 433-2109 (558 amino acids)
Biological process (GO): peptidyl-lysine oxidation
Molecular function (GO): copper ion binding; protein-lysine 6-oxidase activity
Source: RefSeq, a predicted model, not a curated record